AUGGAUCAAGUCAAGCAAUGGUGUGGUUCAAUGAAUAAUGAAGAGAAUGAACUGUCGAGUAAAGAGAGAAUCGAUGAUUCGGAGAGUGAUUUAGAGAAAAAAGGAAGCAGUGCUGCAAAGGAAACGACAAAUGACACAGGCAGUGAUCAAGAAUGGACUAGGGAAUCUGAAGACGAAAGAUUAUUGAGCCGUAGCGACGUGAUUCAACAUGCAUUCAAUAGCGCUAGUGCACAGUCGAGUAGAUAUAACAAAAUUUUAUGCACUAAUCUGACAACGUCAUUAGAACUGCAAUCUGCAGAUGAAGAAAAAUCUAGCCAACCACCUGCUUUAGUGGCUGACGCCGACGAGCUUGUUACAGUCGAUUUCAAACAAAUGCCGAAUUUGGCUUCUGGUCUCGAUGUUAUGUCUCAAAAAGAAAGUGUCAUCGAAUUGAAUUCGUCCUCCAUUGGGAAAGUAUCUGUUCAAGGAUCUUCAACAACGCAAGGUGUUGUAAUGAUCCAAAGUCGAGAUAAUACAAACGUAUUCACCUACAAAUACGAAAAGUGUAGUAAAAUGUUUGAUGAACACAAUUCCUCCGCACAAGCUUUGAAACGAUCUAACAGUGAGAUACACACUGAUGAUAAACGCUACAAAUGCGAAACAUGUGAUAAAACGUUCCAGUACAAAUCGAAAUUAAAUCGUCAUUUGUUAAUUCAUACAGGUGAAAAACCUUAUAAAUGCGAGGUUUGUGAAAAAGGAUUUAACGAUAGAUCAAAUCUAAACAAACACAAGAGGGAAAUGCAUUACAAUAAAGUUUGUAACGUUCGUAAGAAUGAUUUUGAUAAUAAACAGGAUAUGAUUAAUCAUUUAGUCAUGAAGCAAUCUGACAUUGUUGAAAGACCCUACAAAUAUUUGCAACAAAGCUUUUACUUCUAG
Molecule: messenger RNA, 915 nt
Organism: Trachymyrmex septentrionalis
Lineage: Eukaryota; Metazoa; Arthropoda; Insecta; Hymenoptera; Formicidae
Product: zinc finger protein 184-like
Exons: 4
Coding region: 1-915 (304 amino acids)
Biological process (GO): regulation of transcription by RNA polymerase II
Molecular function (GO): RNA polymerase II cis-regulatory region sequence-specific DNA binding; DNA-binding transcription factor activity
Source: RefSeq, a predicted model, not a curated record